AGGCGACCGCGGAGGCGGUGCCAGCGGCGUCAGCCAGCUCGGCUUUCCAGGCUCCAGGCUCGGCUCCACCAUGGCUCCCAAAGGCGGCUCCAAGCAGCAAUCUGAGGAGGACCUGCUCCUGCAGGAUUUCAGCCGCAACCUCUCGGCCAAGUCCUCCGCGCUCUUCUUUGGGAACGCCUUCAUCGUGUCCGCCAUCCCCAUCUGGUUAUAUUGGCGAAUAUGGCAUAUGGAUCUUAUUCAGUCUGCUGUUCUCUAUAGUGUGAUGACCCUAGUAAGCACUUAUUUGGUAGCCUUUGCAUACAAAAAUGUGAAAUUUGUUCUCAAGCACAAAGUAGCACAGAAGAGGGAGGAUGCAGUUUCCAAAGAAGUGACUCGAAAACUUUCUGAAGCUGAUAAUAGAAAGAUGUCUCGAAAGGAAAAGGAUGAAAGAAUCUUGUGGAAGAAGAAUGAAGUUGCCGAUUAUGAAGCUACAACAUUUUCCAUCUUCUAUAACAACACCCUAUUCCUGGUCUUGGUCAUUGUUGCCUCCUUCUUUAUAUUGAAGAACUUCAACCCCACAGUGAACUAUAUUUUGUCCAUAAGUGCUUCAUCAGGCCUCAUCGCCCUCCUGUCUACUGGCUCCAAGUAGACCAUGUCCGCUUUGCCCCCUGGCUUCAUAUCUACGGGUGGCCUGUGGUAUAUGGAAAAGUAGCAGGGUGGUCAGAGUGAGAGACACACAAGAUGUUUUUAUAGUCUGCAGUUUGAGGGUUUGAAAAACCCAACAAAAUGUAAUUCAGUAUUUGUGUAUUGGCUCUUUUUUGACAGAUUGUUGAAAUUAAAGGAAUUGGAAAGGAAA
Messenger RNA from Acinonyx jubatus (cheetah), 835 nucleotides. RefSeq names its product signal sequence receptor subunit 3 (gene SSR3). The transcript is spliced from 5 exons. Gene Ontology annotation, biological process: SRP-dependent cotranslational protein targeting to membrane. Lineage: Eukaryota; Metazoa; Chordata; Mammalia; Carnivora; Felidae. The record is from RefSeq and is a predicted model, not a curated record. Bases 71 to 628 code for a protein of 185 amino acids. Gene Ontology annotation, cellular component: membrane; endoplasmic reticulum.